AUGAUGCCAUCUACUAACGAAAACGCCCCUGGUGGGUUCAAUCCUGUGCACUUCACUGUGCUGUGCCUCACGCUCCUCACAGUCCGCUUUCUCUAUGUGGGCCUUACGUGCCCGACAGGGCACUUGCCUGGUCCUUGGUACACUCGUUUUACGCAUCUCAGACUGAAGCGAGCGGUUGUCACGGGUCAAAGGAUCUUCUACAUCGACGCACUUCACAAGAAGUAUGGCCCCGUUGUUCGGCUAUCACCUAAUGAGGUCGGAGUUGCAGAUCUUGAUGCCUUCAAGGAGAUUCACAAGAUUGGCACCAAGUAUAUGAAGAGUGACUGGUACUUGCGAUUAGCCAAUUUCCCAAAGGCUGGGGUCUUUACCAUGCUUGAUCCUCGCGAACAUGGACCCAGAAGAAAGCUCUUGUCUCGAUCGUUCAGCAGAACCUAUCUUGUCGAGAACUGGGAAUCGACCGUCAGAGAAAAGGCAUUCCUCGCCGUCAAUAAAAUCAAGAGCGAUGCAAUGAAUAGUACUGCGGAUGUGUACAACUGGUGGAUGUUGCUUGCCUCCGACGUCAGUGCUCACCUGGCUUUUGGAGAGUCGUUUGACAUGUUGGAGACAGGUCAUCAAAACCAGUUCCUUCGCGUCCUCAAGAAGCUCACCAUGGGUGCUGGCAUUAUGGUUGAGAUGCCUUUCCUUCGUGUCUUGAGGUUCGUACCCAUCCCUGCUGUGCAAGAGAUGUUCAACGCGAAUGAGUACAUCAUCCAAGGUGCAGGUCGAGCAGCAGAGAUGGCAAGGUCCCGUAAAGGUGAAGCGAACAUUUUUGCCAAGGUCAUAGAAGACUGUGAGAAAGAAGGUGAAGGCCACAUCGAUGAUAUGGACGUCAAAAUCGAAGCCAUGAACGUCAUCGUUGCCGGUACUGACACUACUGGAGUAACACUAACCUAUCUUACAUGGGCUGUUCUCCAGCAUCCUGAGCUUCAAGCGGCCCUGGAAGCAGAGGUUGCUGCGCUAGGUGAGAGCUUCACCGAGAACGAUCUGAUCGGCCUUCCUUUACUCAACGCUGUCAUCGAGGAGACCCUCAGACUGUACGGAGCAGCACCUAGCAGUCUGCCCCGUGUGGUGCCCCAGGGUGGAACCAAUUUCUUCAAUUUUUACAUACCACAAGGUGUAACCGUCGACACACAAGCCUACACAUUCCACAGAGAUCCCAAUAUCUGGAGCGAUCCCCUGAACUUCAACCCCUACCGCUGGAUCGCCUCGAAAGAAGGCUACCCAGCUGAAGCCCUGUCCCCUGCUGCGAAGACCGCCUUCCACCCUUUCGGUGCUGGUGCAAGGUCCUGUAUCGGCAUUCAUCUCGCGCGCAUGGAGCUUAGAUACGCAGCAGCGUUUAUGUUCAGGGAGCUGAAGGGUGUCAAACUUGCGGAAAGCACAAUGCCUGAGAGUAUGGGGUUUGAAAACUUCUUUUUGAUCGCGCCAAAGGCGCACAAGUGUGAGAUUACGUUCAACUAG
Ascochyta rabiei is the source of this 1497-nucleotide messenger RNA. RefSeq lists its product as uncharacterized. The transcript is spliced from 4 exons. The coding region runs from base 1 to 1497 and encodes 498 amino acids. Gene Ontology annotation, molecular function: monooxygenase activity; iron ion binding; oxidoreductase activity, acting on paired donors, with incorporation or reduction of molecular oxygen. The record is from RefSeq and is a predicted model, not a curated record. NCBI's taxonomy places the organism in Eukaryota, Fungi, Ascomycota, Dothideomycetes, Pleosporales, Didymellaceae.